AUGCGCUUUAAUUUCCAAGCGUCCAACAAUGAGGCCGAGUACGAGGCCUUUCUUUGCAGCAUCAAAAUGUGCAAGGCGGCAGGAGCCAAGGAGAUUCUGGCACUAUUUGAUUCCCAACUUAUUGUGAGUCAAGUUAAUGGAAAUUACGAGACAAGAGACCCAACAAUGAUAAAAUAUAUGAAGGUCGUCCACCAGGAAGUGGAAAAAUGGAAGAGCUUUGAAGUAAGGCAGGUCCCUCGGUCAGAGAAUAAUCAAGCUGACGCGUUGUCCAAAUUGGCCAGCUCCGCAUCUGGUGAUACCCCCCGAUAUGUAUUUUGGGAGGUAAAAGAUCAGAAAAGUAUUGAGCAGCUUGAAGCGGCAGUUCUAGACAGAAUGUCCACCUGGAUGGACAAUAUAAUUAACUUCAAGAUGAAUGGAGUCCUACCAGAUGACCCAAAACAGGCGGCAAAGCUCCAGAAAAAAUGUUCUUGGUUUGAGAUGUGGAACGGAACACUGUACAAGGCCUAUUCCCGUCCUUUACUGCGAUGUGUGACGCCUGAGAAAGGACAAGAGAUCCUACAGGACAUUCACCAAGGGUGGUGUAGUUCGAACAUUGGGGGAAGGGCCUUGGCUGUAAAUGCACUUCAAACUGGCUAUUAUUGGCCAACUCUGAAGGAUGAUGCACUUUCACUGAGGUGCAACAAAAGCCAGCGCUUUACCCAUCUGAUACACCGGACAGCUCAGAUUGUGACACCCAUCACAAGUCCAAUACCCUUUGCUAAGAGGGGAAUGGAUCUCAUAGGCCCAUACACCACCGCGCCGGGUGGGAGGCGCUAUGUCAUUGUUGUUGUUGAUUAUUUCACCAAGUGGGUGGAAGCGGAAGCAUUAAAGAACAUUCCUAAGGCAUUCAUAUGGAAAAACAUCAUCACCCGUUUUGGUGUGCCACAGUUGAUCAUUUUUGACAAUGGACCGCAGUUCGAGACACCGAAACUUAAGGAUUGGCUGGCCGAGCGUGGCAUAGCCGGCCAUUUUGCAUCGGUUGGAAGGCCGCAGGCAAAUGGACAAGUUGAGGCUUUUAACAAAAUCAUUUCUGAGGGAAUGAAGAAGAAGUUAGACGAGGCUAAGGGAUUGUGA
Molecule: messenger RNA, 1113 nt
Organism: Spinacia oleracea (spinach)
Lineage: Eukaryota; Viridiplantae; Streptophyta; Magnoliopsida; Caryophyllales; Amaranthaceae
Exons: 1
Coding region: 1-1113 (370 amino acids)
Biological process (GO): DNA integration
Molecular function (GO): RNA-DNA hybrid ribonuclease activity; nucleic acid binding
Source: RefSeq, a predicted model, not a curated record